This is a messenger RNA of Hirsutella rhossiliensis, 2919 nucleotides long. RefSeq names its product PIF1-like helicase domain-containing protein. NCBI's taxonomy places the organism in Eukaryota, Fungi, Ascomycota, Sordariomycetes, Hypocreales, Ophiocordycipitaceae. The coding region runs from base 1 to 2919 and encodes 972 amino acids. Gene Ontology annotation, biological process: telomere maintenance; DNA repair. Gene Ontology annotation, molecular function: DNA helicase activity. The transcript has 7 exons. The record is from RefSeq and is a predicted model, not a curated record.
AUGCCUGCAAUCUGGAUUACCAUCAGUCCCAACGACAUUAAUAACCCGGUAAAGAUGAAACUUGCCAUUCAUAGGCUCCACGAUUAUGAGUCUGCGAAGGAGCUUUUGGCCGAUCUCCGUGAAAAGUACGACAGGAUCGCCCUCAGCACCAUGGAUCCGGUCAGCUCGGCCAUCUUCUUCCACCGACAAAUAUCCCUAUUCUUUGAAAAGUAUGUGAAUACAGACCGGGAAUCGAUCUUCGGGAAGAUCAGCCACUACUACGCCACGGUGGAAACGAAUGAACGAGGCAGCCUCCACUUGCAUGGACUCCUCUGGCUGGACGGCAACAUGCGCUUACCGAACUUGAUAGACGACAUGGCCAAUCCCGCGGAAGAAGCAUAUCGCGCCCAGACAGGAUUCACAGAGGAUGGCUUGCUUCAGAUUCGGCGCAACCAUCCACUCGUCAACCGGUAUAACAAGUCGUUGGCGGUCGGCCUUCGCCACAAUCACGACGUCUCGAUGAUCUUGACCAAGACCAAGGGCCUGGCCAUGGUGUACUACAUCACGAACUACGCCACCAAGCUGGAUACGCCGAUGUGGAAGCGCAUUGCUCUCGCCACCGAGGUUGCCCGCCAACUUCGCGAGGCCGGUCGUCCGACGUCUCGCGCGCCAGGUCCCGCCCUGCCCGACGAGAGGCACCAGGCGGUAUUGAACGAAAGCCGUCAAUUCCUGAUGAGAACGGCAAAUCGCAUCUUCUCCGAGCGACAACUCUCGGCUGUCGAGGUUUGUUACCACCUCCUUGGAUAUGACACCGACUUUACCAACGUGCCGCAUUGGUCCUUCUUGAACUUGACGGCCCUAUACUGGACAAUCUUUCGGCUAUGGGCGCAUCUCCGCCAUCAGGCCGGCGAGCUCACGGACGCCGAACAGCCCCAGAGACAAUCCUCUGAGGCAAGGAGGGCGAACCUAUUAUGCCUGGAGGCGUACGCCUACCGCGGUCAUGUUCUACAAGACUUAUGCCUGUAUGACUACAUGUCAAUGAUUCACUUGUACGCCGUCCCGAUCUUCCAAGGAUACAUCAGCGACGACCACGAGGACGAUCACCCAGUCUAUAUUAAGCGAAACCCUGUCCUACAUUUGGCGUUAUUCGUCCCUUGGGAAAACUUCAUUUCUGAGAGCCUAGGCGAUAUAACCGACAUAUGGACGACGCAUCGAGCGGGCCUUUGUCCCCGCCUCCGUUUCUACGUCUCUAACAUUUGUCUUUUGAGAAAGUCUGCCGAAGACGCGCGUAAGGACGCGAAGCUCUGGGCCAGUCGGUCGGAGGGCGACGACACAAUUGACGUUGAGUACCCGCUUGACGAUGGCCGAUACGAAGAAGAGCCUCCAGCGAUGGCUCAUCGUCAGGCCUACAGAGCUCUACUCCAGAUUUUGCGAAAUGCCGCAGCGGCCAAGGCCCAACAACUAUUGCAUCUUCGGAUGCUAGACGACAUUGAGGGUGGUUCCCAGGGGACCAUGCUUUCCGCGGAUGGCGCCGACAUCGACGAUACGCUAGCUCGCUACGGCGAUACGGAGUCCCCUGCUGGGCUCCCGGGCAGCGACCUCAAUGAACGAGGCCCUCGGAUGCUUGUCGACGUCAGUCCGGCAACUAGCUUCGCGGAGAUGGGACACACCGCCGCGGCCAGCUUUACACUGAACUAUCUACAGACCAUGGCCCUUCAACUCGUUUGCCUGUUUCUGGACAAGUAUACUGCCAAUCCGGACUCAGCGGAUUCCCAUCGCGAUCCAAACAAACCGCCUCCCCCCUUCUCGGAGGCGAAGAAGUGGAUCUGGAAACAGAAGCUGGUACUCGUGAUUGACGAGGUCAGUAUGCUGGGAGGAGCCACUCUGCACAACGUCAGUAAUUACCUGCAGGCACUCCGUGACUGUCCGGACGAACCGUUUGGCGGGAUGCCCGUCGUUCUACUGAUGGGAGACUUCUACCAGUUCGCCCCCGUGCGGGAGACAAGCCUACUGAUCAUCAGACCGCCGGACCGAACAGAGAACCCCUUGCGACAAGCGACCAUAUCUCACCACAGCGGCUGCAGAUUGUGGCAUCUGUUCAAAACCGUGGUGCUCCUCGAAGACCAAGUCCGCGCACGCAACGAUCCCCAGCUCCGUGCACUCCUGGAUCGAGUUCGUAACGGGCGCCAGACCCAGCAAGAUCUGAGCUUGCUCAAUGCCAACAUUGUAGGACGCUCGCAAAUCACCUUCCACGAUGGUUUGCGCGCUAUAACGCCGCUGAACCGCACCCGGUGGGCCCUCAACAUGGAAGCUGUUGUGGGCUGGGCGCGCUUCAACAAGCGGCACAUCCGUAUCUUUGUCUCGACUCACACCUGGCGCAACGGCACGCUGUCUCCAAACCUCAUAGCGCGAACCAUCGGACAAGGCGACGACUCUGCCUGCAAAGUCCCCGGCGUCUUCUUCUACGCCCAGGGCAUGCCCGUGGUUGUGAACAAGAACAUCUACACUGGCCUGAAGGUGGUGAAUGGGGCUGACUUUACUGCCGUGGACGUGAUAAUCGAUCCCAAUCACCCGGGAUACUGCUUGGCAGAUGACGUGACCAUCCACUUCGGGCCGCCGCUCGGCAUUCUUCUGCAGUCCGAGGAGACGAAGACCUUGGCGAUACCGUCCCUCCCGGGUAAAACAUUCGUCGAAGUACUGUUGGAGCUGCGUGGAAAUCGUGUGACCAAUGGUGAACCCUCCAAGUGCGAUUUUACGAGCCUCUAUGUGCAACUAUCCAGGUGCACCUCGCUUCGGGGCAUCAAGCUUCUUAAUCCCGUGAGACACCAUGACUUCAUUGGCAAUGGGCUCGAUCAGGCCAUUCUUGAUGGAAUGCAGAGACUCAAGAACUUGGCCGCGGAAACGAGACGGUUAUACAAGGACCAAGGUUUCGAAAAGUAG